GGAAGAUGGGGGCAGCCAGAGAGGAGGGAGACGUUCAGCCGAGACCACCGGGACCAUGACAAGAUAUGAUGACAGACAGUCACCGCCCCUGUGUGGUCUCUGGCACUGAUCUGACAGCAUGGGGCACAGUGGGAAGGGACAGCAGAGCCGCAAGAUGGCCAUUUUCGCCGCCAUCUUCAUCCUGACGACGCUGCUCAUCCUGUACAGCUCGAGCAACAACAUCGAGCCCGUCUACGCUCCCUUCCACAUGGCGGCGAACCACGCCAUCAAGACCACGGACCUGAAGAAGUGGUCUGGGAAGGACGGAUACGUUCCAGUUUACGGGAACAAGAACAUGACCCUGCUGUGUCAUCACUGCGCUCUGGUGACGAGCUCCAGCCACGUCCUGGGCAGCCAAGCCGGCGAGGAGAUCGACCGGACGGAGUGUGUGAUCCGCAUGAACGACGCCCCCACGUCGGGGUUCGAGUCCGACGUGGGGAACCGCACCACGCUGAGGGUGGUGGCCCACUCCAGCGUGUUCCGGGUGGUCCGCAGGCCCAACGACUUCCUGCACCACAUGGACGCCAACGCCGCCGUCAUUUUCUGGGGACCGCCGAACAAGAUCGGGAAGGAGGCCAAAGGCACGCUGAACAGGCUGAUCCAGAGAGUCAGCAUGACGUACAGCAACCUGUCCUGUUUCAGCAUCGCGCCGGUGAAGAUGCGCAGAUUCGACAGUCUCUUUCACAGAGAAACGGGCCGAGAUCGGCAAAAGUCUCACUCAUGGUUGAGCACAGGCUGGUUCACAAUGGUCAUCGCUAUUGAGAUCUGCGAUAACAUCAAGGUUUAUGGGAUGGUUCCACCCAACUACUGCGGAAAAAAGCCCGGUUCCAAAAAGCUGCCGUACCACUACUACAAACCCAGGGGAUCCGACGAAUGCCUCACGUACAUCCAGAACGAGAGCGGGCGGCGAGGGAACCACCACCGCUUCAUUACGGAGAAACAGGUGUUUGCACGCUGGGCGAAGCAGUACAACAUCACCUUCACACAUCCCAAAUGGUGAAAAAGGCCCGGCGACCCUCUGAAUGAGCGCCGGUUUCACUGCAGCUUCUGACUUUGGAAAGCUGCACGGUGGCACAUUUUCAGGAACUGCCCUGAAAAGUGAAAAGAGGAAUGUCUCUGAAGAGCUCUGCAUGUCCCACACUGACUCUCUGAAGCCGUCGGACAAGAGCUUUUGU
Molecule: messenger RNA, 1214 nt
Organism: Salarias fasciatus (jewelled blenny)
Lineage: Eukaryota; Metazoa; Chordata; Actinopteri; Blenniiformes; Blenniidae
Product: alpha-N-acetylgalactosaminide alpha-2,6-sialyltransferase 6-like
Exons: 6
Coding region: 119-1039 (306 amino acids)
Biological process (GO): oligosaccharide metabolic process; ganglioside biosynthetic process
Molecular function (GO): alpha-N-acetylgalactosaminide alpha-2,6-sialyltransferase activity
Source: RefSeq, a predicted model, not a curated record